CAGUCGUAGUAACCAUUUGUCCGCUCUACGCAUGCGUGAACGUCUGCCCCAGUACCUAAUGCAGAGCUAAUAUUUGUUCCUGUGUAAAUGGACGGCGGAUCCUUGUAGAAUAGAAUAAAACAGCUUGAAUCUCAAAACAUUUAAUGCAAGAUAUGGGAUCGAGAUAAAAUACGGUGUCACUGCCGUGAUCACGUGAUGAGCUUUGACCAAUUCCAGGCGAGUCAACGUCAUGUUUCAGUUUAAAUUGAGCUUAAUGGCAAAGAGAAAACGGCCGUGAAAAUAAGUAUGGGGUCAAAAAGCAAGAAGAGAGUAAUCCUGCCGAACCGACCGGACCCACCAUCAGUGGAGCAGAUCGUGGAUGACGUCAACCGAGUGUCCGCCAGUGACCCCGCGUUCGGCAUUCUGCAGGACGGGCUCCCAGAUGCCAAGGCUGGAUCGACAGACGGUCUGGUAGACAGCCGAUACCAUCAGAGCCGACGGUACCUGGAGCUGAAUGAGCGACUCCAGCAGGCUAGGAGCGACCUCGCCUCGAAGAGGGAGGAGCUGAAGGCCGCUGGGGAGCAGCUGGAGCUCUGUGUAGCCGAGAUCAAGGGCCAAGCGCUAUGAUGUUGCCUGCCCUCAUCAUCCAUUUGGGACAGUUCGGUUUUUGGGACUUUGUCAUAGUAGUCAAAGCCACAAUGUUUUCUAAAACAUUGCAAAAUAUUUUUUUCCGAAGAACCAUUGUAAUGGUAAUGCACAUGUGUAAUAUUUAGAGAGUCUGUAUUUCAUAAACCCUUUUCUUGGUCAAGAUUAUCGGUAUUGCAACAGUUUUGUAGUAUAUCAGUUUUCAGCUUAAUUAAAGCGAUUGAAAAACCAAGCUGUUUUCCCCACCUGGUAAAAAGGCAAAUGUUUGUUAUUAA
This is a messenger RNA of Brienomyrus brachyistius, 899 nucleotides long. RefSeq names its product chromosome 15 C19orf25 homolog (gene c15h19orf25). The transcript has 3 exons. The record is from RefSeq and is a predicted model, not a curated record. Bases 286 to 606 code for a protein of 106 amino acids. Lineage: Eukaryota; Metazoa; Chordata; Actinopteri; Osteoglossiformes; Mormyridae.